Messenger RNA from Anopheles funestus (African malaria mosquito), 2546 nucleotides. Its product is annotated as phenoloxidase 8-like. Gene Ontology annotation, molecular function: oxidoreductase activity. Bases 385 to 2439 code for a protein of 684 amino acids. NCBI's taxonomy places the organism in Eukaryota, Metazoa, Arthropoda, Insecta, Diptera, Culicidae. The transcript has 6 exons. The record is from RefSeq and is a predicted model, not a curated record.
UAUUUUACAAACGAAUGACAAAAUAAAAUCUUAAUAGUGUGCUUAAUAAUGAAACUGUUUCGUUAUCAUUUCGGACGAAUUCUCACUAUCAGCAGUGGUUCUUAUUGUUUUGUAAAUUCUUCCACUCCAAUCCCGGGUUGGGGUACUUGCAGCGUAAUGACCAAAUGUCCGUCAUCGCUUCUGCCAGCGUAUAACCACGAUAAACAAAACUUGUUUAUUUGCGGUGUACAGUUUAUCGUUGCAACUGGGUUUGGUUGACCAUUCUAGUCGACCGUUUUGCAUAUAAACGAGCGAUAGUGGACACCACUUUUGCAGUCCAGCACACGUUGCAUCGGUGUACAGUGAUCGUGUGAUAAAGAAUCGUCUGUUUUUAGUCAACACAGUAUGGCGGAUAUUAAUACACGCUUUCGUGGACUGCUGCAACGUCCGUACGAACCAACGUUUGUGCCAAAAAACAAUGGUCAAUUGUACUACGAUGUACCCGACAGUUAUCUUACCGAUCAUUACCGUCCGUUCGGGGCGGCAUUGCAGAACCGUUACGGUACCAACGCGCAAACGCGCAUUCCAUUGCCGAACAUUACGGCACCGGAUCUGGCAUACGCGGAUGUAGUUAGCCGUCGGGGUGCAUUUUCCGUGUUUCAACCGGCACACCAGCGGGUGGCCAGCCAACUGAUCGAACUGUUCCUUAACCAAACCAAUCCGGAUGCGCUCAGUGCUAUAGCCGUGUACGCGCGCGAUCGUCUAAAUGGGCCACUGUUUCAGUACGCUCUCUCGGUAGCGUUGAUGCAUCGUACCGAUACGAAGGAUGUGGAGAUACCGAGCUUUUUGGAGCUGUUCCCCGACCGGUACGUUGAUCCGGCCGUUUUCCCACAGCUGCGCGAGGAAGGUACGCUGGUAGAUCAGGGCGAUCGUCGAGCGAUUGAGAUCCCGAUGAACUUUACGGCCUCGGAUAGGGUGGAUGAGCAGCGGUUAGCUUACUGGCGGGAAGAUAUUGGUGUGAAUUUACACCACUGGCAUUGGCAUCUGGUGUAUCCGGCCCGUGGACCGGAUCGUAUCGUGCGCAAGGAUCGCCGUGGCGAGCUGUUUUACUACAUGCAUCAGCAAACGAUGGCACGCUACAAUACGGAGCGUUUCGCGAAUGGUUUGCCGCGUGUUGUGGCGUUUAGGAAUUUUCGUGAAGCAAUCCCGGAAGGGUACUUUCCUAAAAUAACGCGCAGCUCUGAUGGACGCUCAUACCCGGCCCGGCAUCCCAAUGAAACGUUGAGGGAUCUUAAACGAGUUGAAGAUGGAGUCAUUGUAUCGAUCGCUGAUAUGGAACUGUGGACGACAAGAAUUUUCGAAGCGAUCGAUAAUGGGUUUGCUCAAUCGUCAACCGAUCAACGCGUUCCACUGGACAACGACAAUGGAAUAGAUCUGUUGGGAAACAUGGUUGAAGCGAGCUCCUUAUCGGUGAAUCUCCAAUACUAUGGAGAUCUCCACAACAACGGACAUAACAUUUUGGGCUACAUACACGAUCCGGACAACUCGUUCUUGGAGGGUUUCGGUGUCGUCGGCGACAAUACGACGGCAAUGCGCGAUCCGGUGUUUUAUCGCUGGCAUCAGCACAUCGACGACAUGUUCGUACGCCACAAGCAAAGGCUUCCGGCAUACACCGGACAAGAGUUGUCAUUUAACGAUGUAGCCGUGGACAAUUUUGAAAUUCAGCUCAACAAAGCGAACGCUCCUAUGAACAUACUGCUCACAUUCUGGCAAAGAUCUCAGGUAAAUCUCGGCACUGGGCUUGACUUUGGACCCGAGGGAAAUCUGUUCGCAACGUUUACGCACAUCCAGCACGCACCGUUCAGCUUCCGGAUUCGGGUGAACAAUCGUGCUGGUGAUACCAGACGCGGUACGGUUCGUAUUUUCUACGGUCCGAAAACGAAUGAACGGGGCCAAACGUUGCCGUUCCGUGACCAGCGCCGUCUGAUGGUGGAGUUGGAUAAGUUUACCGUAACGCUUAAUCCGGGUGCUAACACGAUCGUGCGACGUUCGGAUCAAUCGAGCGUUACGAUUCCGUACGAGCGAACGUUUAGGAAUGUGGCCGCAUCAUCGUUGACGCGAAACGAAGCGUUCCAGUUCUGUAACUGUGGUUGGCCGAACCAUAUGCUACUUCCGAAGGGUUCACCCGAUGGGUUAGAGUAUGACUUUUUCGUUAUGGUUUCGGACUACACGAUGGACCGUGUUGAAGAUUUCGAUGAGAAUGUUAACUGUAACGAUGCUCACUCGUUCUGUGGAUUGCGAGAUCGACGCUAUCCAGAUGCACGCAGCAUGGGUUAUCCGUUCGAUCGGUUCACGGCAGGCACGAUCGGAAGUUUGCUGGAUUUCACCAAACCGUACGUCAACAUGCUCGUCACUCCCGUGAAGAUACGGUUCACCAAUACGGUUAUAGCGCGAGCCUAAAAUAUAUAUUGCGGCGAUGAUAAGACUUUUUAUAAUUGUAUGCGCAUUUGAAGUUGAAAUAAACGGACCUACGUAUUUAUGAGCAACAAUCAUUUUUGCCUACUUAU